UCCGUCUGUUAACGGGUUAUCCUGAGGCACUUCCGUCCCCUUCUGGAAUACCCUGGGGCUUAGCGAGAGGCCUGCGCUAGAUCCAUCCUGCUCUAGACCCCGCAGCGCCACCAGCUGACGCCGGGCCGCAGUCUACCCACCCGGAACGCUUGUCGCCUCCGGAUCUAGUAGUGGCCUGUCAUGCUGGAAACGACGAAAGCCAGACUGGCCGCCAGUGGCUCUUUUGGCUCAAGCCCCUUGGACUACCUUAUCAUCUCUUCGAGAAUGGAAGAUCUCAACUCAAGCAGGCCUGUUUGGAUCUAGAGCCCCUUCCAUUCGUCUCAAGCGGGCAUUUUUGGCUCUACUACCAGAGCCACUUUCCACUCUUCAAGCGGGCCAGUUGGUCGGGUUCCGAAUUUGGGCGCUCGCCGCGCCACGUGGCAAGCAGAGAGACCUUGAGUUGAGUUGAUCCUCGCGAUCAAUCGUCGUUCACCGAAUAGUCGUCCCCCAUAUCCCACACAUUCGCACAAGUCGUCCUCCCACCCACACACCUCCCACCCGCAUCAUCGGCAAUCGCCCCUGCCAAUCGCACGCCACGAAAAUCCGGGUGGACCCGGAGUCGCUCGCACCGGGCCGUGCCCGCCGCACAGACGGGCUCGUUCGUUCGCGCCUGCGUGCCAUCCUCUCGUCACGUUUUGCGGCGCUGCCUUGCCGCGUAGUAGGCACCCACGAGUCGGAGUCGGAGUCGUCUCCUUGCGGCGGCAGUCUCUCAAGCUCGCCCGCUCUGCUGCCUUCUGCCCACAGACAGUCUUGCUGGCUUAUUCUGUGGCCCAUUGCAGUCAAUUGAACUUGUCUGCUCUGACGGCGGCAGAGCAGGGUGGGCUUUGCUGUCGCGGCUGCUGGUCUGCUGCGAAGUCAAGUUAUGCCCGGCUGCGCUGGGCUUGUCAAUGGAACUCGUCUGCUCUGCUGCCACUGGCGAAGCCGGGCAGUGAGUUAGGGGUGGUUCAAGCCGAAUGGCUCUCGCGACGGCGAUUAGGGUCGUGCGAAUGGCUGUCAUCAGCCACGUUGAAACCCUCCUAGGCUCCCUCCCCUCCCCGCGGGAAAAUCAUGAGCGCGGAUGCCGCGCGCGAUGAUAGUCAAGGGCCAAGGUCAAGCGUUCUGUCCCCCGGGGACUCUCCUUCCCCCCCCACUGACUGCUCCAGUAGGGUUGGGGAGGAGGGCAUUCCGCCGAGGCCCCCUCCUCUUGCACGCCCCCCCCACCGUGGGGACUCUCCCUCUCAUGGGGUCCGUGAGGUAUUUAAUCUCCCCUCGGCCUCUCCUUCACCACAGCCUUCGCUCUGAGUGAGAGCCUCUGAGCCUCUGCUGGCAACAUAACUUAUCGCAAACCACUGCUAGUACUACCCGGGGAGACCCCUACUAGUACUACCUCGAGAUCAUCAUGGGUCGCCUCGUGCUCGCUGCUGCACUGCUCGCCCUCAUGCUCUCGGCCUGUGCGCCCAUGGCUGCGGCCAUCCGCCUGCCGACGUCCGGCGCCUGCCCCUGGGGGAAGGGCAGGGACGUGUCAGGCAAUUGCGCUGACACGUGUGCGCUACGCAACUGCGGCGCCAACUCCAGGUGCCUCAAGGACGAGGCCGGCUGGGCCAACUGCGUGUGCCUCAGGGGCUUCCAGCUGCUGCCUAAUGCCAGCUGCGCCCACUCGUGCGCCAUCUUGGUGUGUGACGUGCAUGCCACGUGCGUGAAGGAGGAGGACAGCCUGGCCACGUGUGUGUGCAACUGGGGCUACGCCAUGACCCCUGAUAACGGCUGCGUUGACACCUGCGUUCUCAAGAGCUGUGUUGGGAACGGCACGUGCCAGAAGGACGUCAAUGGGACGGCGUCCUGUGUUUGUGGCUGGGGCUCCACGCUGCAGCUUGACAAGAGGACGUGCGCAGACAACUGCGAGAUCCAGAGCUGUGGCGCGAAUGGCCAGUGCCAGAAGGACGCUGCUGGAGCGGCAUCCUGUGUUUGUGACACGGGCUAUACGCUGCAGUCUGAUGGCAGGACGUGCAAGGACAACUGCGAGAUCCAGAGCUGUGGCGCGAAUGGCCAGUGCCAGAAGGACGCUGCUGGAGCGGCGUCCUGUGUUUGUGACACGGGCUAUACGCUGCAGUCUGAUGGCAGGACGUGCAAGGACAACUGCGAGAUCCAGAGCUGUGGCGCGAAUGGCCAGUGCCAGAAGGACGCUGCUGGAGCGGCGUCCUGUGCUUGUGACACGGGCUAUACGCUGCAGUCUGAUGGCAGGACGUGCAAGGACAACUGCGAGAUCCAGAGCUGUGGCGCGAAUGGCCAGUGUUACAAGAACGAGACUACUGGAGAGGCGUUCUGUGUUUGUGACGAUUACUACGUGCUGCAGGGUGACGGCAGGACGUGCACUGAUAUCUGUAUCGUCAAGGACUGUGCUGUCAGUCUUCCCAAUUCUCACUGCGUCAAGGCCAACCUCACUGCAACCUGCGAAUGCAACAAGAAGUUCGCCCUGUCUGAGGGCACAUGCCAUGACACGUGCGAGCUCAAGGCGUGUGUGAACGGCACAUGCAGCCAGGACGAGGAGACUGGAGAGGCGUCCUGUGCUUGCUACCCCGACUUUGAGCUGCAGUCUGACAACAGGACGUGCAUUGAUAUCUGUGUUCUCGCCAACUGUACGGCCAACUCCUAUUGCGUCAAAGAGGCUGGCAAGCCAACCUGCCCCUGCCUGAAGGGAUUCGACAAGUCAGGGGACCUUUGCGUCGACACGUGCGAACUGAAGGGCUGUGUGGACGGGGAAUGCUUCAAGUACGAGGAGACUGGAGCCGCAUACUGUGUUUGCAACGCCACUGCUGGCUUGGCGCUGCUGCCUGAUGAGACGACGUGCCAGGAUGCGUGUACUACCGCGGCCUGCGACGACAAUGAUGCCAAUCGCGAGUGCAUCAGGAAUCCAGAAAAUCCAGCUGAUGUUCGCUGUGAAUGCAAGACCAACUACACGAUGUUUGAGGGCAAAUGCACUGAUGUCUGUGUUAUUAAGGAGCCUGAUUGUGCAAGUGCCGAUGUCAAUUCCACUUGUUACAAGAGAGGCGGCCAAGGCGUGUGUGAUUGCAAGGAGGGAUAUGCACUUUCAGAGGAUGGCAAAUGCACGGACACCUGUGACCUGAAGGGCUGUGUGGGCGGCACGUGCAACAAGUACCUCGAUGGGAUGGCAUACUGCUCCUGCGACGCUGAUGCUGGCUUCGUGCUGCUGGCUGAUCAGUUGACGUGCGAACAUGUGUGUAUCAGCAAGAACUGCGAAGCCAAUGAUCCCAACUCCUAUUGCACCUGGACCCGGGAGAACGGUGCAAGCUGUCCUUGCCAGCUCAAAUUCCAGGAAUCAGCAGGCAAAUGCACUGACACUUGCGAGCUCCAGAAGUGUGGUGAGCACAGCGAGUGCCAGUAUCAUGACGAUGGAUCGGCAUACUGCGUUUGUGACACUGGCUUUACGCUGCAGCCUGAUGGCGUGACGUGCAAAGAUAACUGUGCCAUCCUGAUGGAAUCGGCGCCUUGCACUGGUGUCAACGAGCAGUGUGGCACGGACCCCACCACUGGGGUUGCCUCCUGCGUGUGCAAGCCUUACUACCACAGGAACGCAGGCACUUGUGUUAACAAAUGCUUCGAGCCUGUUCUGUUUCACUGUAAGGACGACAAGAAGACUGGCUUACCACUCGCGGAAUGCGUGAGGAGGGUGGACGGGAACCCGUUUUGUAUGUGCGAAGAGAAGGUUGACCCGAAGACUGGUAAUUGUAUUGUGGUGAUCCCCGGUUCCCCGGACCAGGACUACGUGAAUGCCACGUGGCCCGCAGCCACGUGGCCGGCACCGUGAGAGUGCUGCUGGAAGGUGGAAGCACAGGAGAGUGGGGUGCUGCUGGAAGGUGGAAGCACAGGAGAGUGGGGUGCUGCUGGAAGGUGGAAGCACAGGAGAGAGGGGUGCUGCUGGAAGGUGGAAGCACAGGAGAGUGGGGUGCUGCUGGAAGGUGGAAGCGGAGGAGAGCUGGGUUGCUGCUGAAAGAGAGGAGAGCGUUGAUCCGUGUGCUGGCCUUCGGUGAUAGUCUGCUUUCGUUUUGCUCAGUCCCUCUUGUUGCUUUCUGUUUGUUUCUUUAGUUAUCAUCAAAUGUUUUUGGUUUGUGGUUCCUGUUUGUCUUGGUAGUUAGUUCAUCGCUUUCGUUUGUCUUGUAUGAGUUCUUUCAAAUAAAAGAGUGAAACAUUU
Closterium sp. NIES-67 is the source of this 4228-nucleotide messenger RNA. Lineage: Eukaryota; Viridiplantae; Streptophyta; Zygnematophyceae; Desmidiales; Closteriaceae. The record is from the annotation of a GenBank genome assembly.